GACAGGGAAUGAUGUUCCUGAAUACCCUGAUAGGUGUCUCUAAUUGCGCCUGUGCAAAAUAAAGUUAGCUGACGUGUAGGGGCUGCUCGGGUUGAUCCGUCGCUCAAUUUUUGAUGCCGAAUUAUUUGGAUUUAACGACUUGACUUGUGAAGAUGAGUGUGGAAGUGGAAAGAAAAUUUUUAUGCAACGCUGACACUCUGAAAACACUGGAGGAGAUCGGGGUGUGUGUUGGUCAGCGCCAGUUUCCUGACCAGUACUUUGACACCCCCAAGUUUGACCUGACUUUGAGAGACGUGUGGCUGCGUAAACGUAAAGGAUGCUGGGAGCUCAAGUGCCCAGCAACAGUCGACGGGACAGACGAGACGAGUGGAGAACAAUCUAAAGCGGCAGCACUGUGUACUCGCUACAAGGAGAUAACCAGUCUGCCUGAAAUUCAACUGAGAGUGAAAGAGGUCGUAAAAGACGUUUGUGAGGACAGAGAGACAGAGACGAGCUCCUCACAGGAGGAUGAGUCUUGGCUUGGCAAAAUGAAUCUGGUAUGCUUUGCAGAGUUCACAACAGUGCGGCGGUCGUUCACUUUAGAGGAGGAGGGAGUGCAGAUAGAUCUCGACCACGCUGACUUUGACUACCAUGUGGGAGAGAUAGAGGUCCUCGUUCCAGAGGGAGGAGAUGUGCAGUCUGCCUUGGAGAAGAUUGAGAGAACGGCUCGAAAGCUGGGUCUGACUGGAGAUCAGCGAGUAGAAGGAAAAAUGAAUGUUUACCUUAAAAGGAAUCACCCAGAGCACUACGCAAAACUACUCAGUGAACAUAUUUUGUAAGACAUAUUAUACAUGAUCUGUAAGAGGAACAGCUAAAUAGUUUUUAAAAUGUACAUAUUAUAUCUGUAAAAUAGAUGUAUUAUUUAUUAGAACAUUUGUAAAAAUUGAACUCACUGAUGCAAUCUGUAUUCACGUAUUGUAAAGACCUGAAUCUCAAGACAUUUCCUAAAGAAAACAGUAAAUUUGCACUUGCAGCAGGCUUUUGUCAUCUCCACUUGUCCUGUGCACCACAUGCAACAGUUAUGUUUUUGUAUGGCUGUAAUAUGGAGAGUGUGAGAGGAACUGUGACCACUGGAAAUAAAAUGGGGUGCCAUACUGUCGAUUCACCAUUAA
This is a messenger RNA of Siniperca chuatsi (mandarin fish), 1151 nucleotides long. RefSeq names its product thiamine triphosphatase (gene thtpa). Bases 153 to 818 code for a protein of 221 amino acids. The transcript has 4 exons. Gene Ontology annotation, biological process: thiamine diphosphate metabolic process; dephosphorylation; thiamine metabolic process. The record is from RefSeq and is a predicted model, not a curated record. Gene Ontology annotation, molecular function: magnesium ion binding; thiamine triphosphate phosphatase activity. Lineage: Eukaryota; Metazoa; Chordata; Actinopteri; Centrarchiformes; Sinipercidae.